This is a messenger RNA of Pieris rapae (cabbage white), 5304 nucleotides long. Its product is annotated as NCK-interacting protein with SH3 domain. Gene Ontology annotation, molecular function: Arp2/3 complex binding; protein binding. Gene Ontology annotation, biological process: endocytosis. NCBI's taxonomy places the organism in Eukaryota, Metazoa, Arthropoda, Insecta, Lepidoptera, Pieridae. The transcript has 10 exons. The record is from RefSeq and is a predicted model, not a curated record. The coding region runs from base 186 to 2018 and encodes 610 amino acids.
UUGACGUGCGAUUGGCUCACUGAAUUGGGCUGAAAAUUGAAAUACAUAAUGUAAAACAGUAAUACAAUAACCCUGAGGUUUGGAUUUAUUACAAACAAUAUUUAAAUAAUUUAUUGAUCAUACUUAGUAAGAUAUUAAAUAAUGUAUUAACGAUAUUUUUGAAGACGAUAGAAUUAACUUCGACCAUGGGGGACGGACAAGAUAUGGACUUUGAAAUGCUCAAAGCAUUGUACGAUUUUGAAGCAACAUUAGCGAAAACUUUAAGUUUUUGCGAAGGAGAAUAUUUUUAUUUGCAACAAACCAACACUAAACAGAGAAAUUGGUGGCACGUUAUAAAUAAAAAAGGCCAAGUGGGUUUUGUUCCUUCAAAUUACGUAGCUGAGGUCAAGGUUGACCCUGAGUACUUCCUGGGAUUUUUAAAUGAUUGCAUUAAAAGUUUGAGUGAAAAUCCAGCUAUGUCCCAAAAGCAAGAAAUAAUAGUUAGGUUAAAUGAAAAGAGGAAACAAGUUCAGUUCCUAGUUAAACCCCACAAAAAGCAGCAAGCUCCUAAGCUUCCACCUCGCUUGGAUGAUAACACACCUCCUAAUGGGGUGUCUCCAUGUUUCGACCUACGCCCUGUGGUUUCCCAGCAAUAUAUUAGUGAAGAAAAGGAGUCUCCAACAAAAUCUCUAAAUGACAGUCACUGUAAAGAUGAAGAAAAGAUGAAGGAUUCUAAGCCAACAUCUAAUCAAGUUUCAUCUGAUACUGAUAAUCAAGACGACAGUCAAGACAGUAGCGAAAGUAUUAAACCAAAUGCUAUAUAUGAAAUAGUGCAGGCUGUGAGAAGGGAGACCCAGCUAAGCCAUGAAAUGUCUCGAGUGGCUGUUGAAACUGUACUCAUAUCACUUCGGGAAUUUCUCCCUGGUGGAGCAGCUAGAUCUAUCAUUGAUGCACUUCUUAGAGAGGCAAAUAGCAACAUCACCUGUCCCAAGAAUGCAAUAGAUGCUGCACCUGAUGCAUUGAGGAUGAUGACAGCAUUGAACUCCUUGUCAAAGGCAGCCAAUGAUGCCCAGCAGAGAGGAUGGGCAUUACAUGAUGAUGCACAUGACAUUCAAACUCAGCUUUUGGAACUUAUAUCCGUAAUGUCAAAUGCGGAUGUAAAUAUUUCUCAGCAUGUGCUUAGCAGCCACCGUUAUGCAUAUGUGUCAACCCUGGUUCAGUAUUACCAAAUGGAGACCCGAUGGCCUUUACGGCAACUGCUGUUACAGGCCUUCGGUGUAAUGUGUGGGUUAGAGCGCACUGCUUUGGCGACGUUAGCCCUGUCCGCACUACCGGCGGAAAUAGCCCGCGACAUGCGUGACAACCCUCGCGCUGUCAGUCGCCUGUCACAUUCCGCUCUUCUGCUCUCUAUGGUCCUGUCUAUGGGGGAUACGCUGCCGAUCACACAUUUUGAUCAACUCGGCGUCGAAUUCGCUCAAUUUUUACUAGAAUUAAUAGAGAAUCCACCGGAAACGGACGUAGACGAGCAGAUACCGGAUCUCUUUCUCACUCUCCUCCUCGCGUACAAUCUGCAAUUUGAAAAUCCCUUCGAAAAUAUGUUGCUCAAUGCUCUGGAGACGAUCGACAAUGCAAAGACGUUUUGUGAGAAGAUCCUUCUGCUGCUCAAUCGUGAAGAGGAUCCGGUCCGUAUAUUCGAUCACGAGCCGGCGCCGCGUCACUCCGUACUGAAGCUGGCGAUAGACGUGUUCAGUCGCAAGAAGACCGCCGAACAUUUCUACACGAACGACGUGAAGGUGGCCAUCGACAUCAUCGUGCGACAAUUGGCAGACUUGUCGGCCGGAGAUACGCGUCGGGAACACUACCUGCGGAUUCUCCAGGGCAUAAUCCGCAAUACAGAAUAUAGCAGCCAUUUACACCGCAGAGACGACUUGCUCCGCUGCUUCGCCAGGAUCUUCUGCGAGGAAGGAGAGUGCAGCAGAGAAGACCAGGUCCUGGUGAGGGCCAUCUCUAACGAGUUUCCCCAGUUCUUUAAAGCCUAAGGUAGCCGGAAUCUAGCGCUUUUUAAAGUUUUCACGUGCUUCAACGGAGCCGACAACUUAUCCGGGUUUACUCGGACCGAGUAUACUCGCGGGUUUAUAUUGUUACUCGGAGAUUUGUUUUUUAAACUGACUUUAGAUGUGAGUGAAAUGUUGGAUUAUCUGCCGUUUUUGGUUGAAUUGAUCAGAGCAGUAAGCUUACACUGUAACCUUAAUGUGGAUAAAUUCUGGCCAAUUAUCAUAUUAUUAUAUAAAUAUCUCUAUUACAGUUAUGUGGUAGCCUUGCUGGGAUUCAAACUCGCUCGGUCCGAGUAAACGUGACGUCAUAGUGCCAAAAGAUUUGCCUAAAGAGUUUCGUUCAAGGCCUACAUUGCCAUAUUACGUAGUUAAGGUCGGGGUUCAGAACUUUAAUUUCACUUAAUCCUAAUAGUAGGUAAACAGUUUUGUUGGGUCAAUUUUACUUAAGGGAAAUUCGUGAAAGUAAUUUCUAAAAAAAUAUUUAAACUUACAACUUAUAUUACGGCCUAAAUUCUUUAAACGAAAUAUGUUUUUUGUAAUUGCCUAAUGAUCAAUCAAAUAACAAAUUCAGCUUGCGAUAUUCUGACCUCAAAAAGAAAUAUUACGUAUAUGCAUUAGCUUUUAUUACUACCUCUACUUAUUAUUUUUUUAAUAUUAAACAUAAUCGCAUCACUUUUUUAAGUUAUCAGCGUUUCGCGAGCAUAUUGUUAAUUAAAAGUGCAAAAACACAUAGUUCUAAUAGAAUUCGUAUUGUAAAUUACGAAAAAUCUCGAUUAAGCUGUCAAAAAGUGACAUAAGAGUCAGUUCUUCUGUCAUAUUUGCCCCCUCAUUACUUAUAUUGAGCCACGAAGACCAUCUGUUUUGACAAUUGACAUUUGCCAUUUUUUUCUUUUUCAGGCCAAUUUAUACAGUAGACAGUAGAACAAAUAAAUGGGUACGAUAUUUUUCUCGUAGUGUGGCCUAAAUUGAUAUUUUCGGAUUUCUAUAGUCAGUAUAUAGAUAGGUAAAUAAGAUAUUAAAUAAAAAUAUUUUAAAUAUCGUUUUGUGAAAGUAAAAUAUUGAAUCUAAAAAACAGGAAUGUUUUAUGUUCCCGGGAUGUGUUCGAAAAAUAGUGAGAGAUUUGAUGAAAUAUAUGAAUAAAUAUUGGCAAAUCGUAGAUAUUUUUUCUUCUAAAUCUUUGACUAACGUCUAGAUAAAUAUAUGAAUACUAUAAUAGAAUUUUCUAUAGAUAAGACGCAGUUUAUCUCGUAUAAACUGUUGAUUAUUAUAUUUAAUUUGUAGAUUUUCAUUGCCUUACUGUAAAUGUUUCUCGGGCUGUGUAAUUAAUAUAUUCCUCGAUAAGAAAAUACAAAAUUAUUAUAAAAUAUAGUGAGUGAUGUGGAAUUUAAGAUAAUGUUGAAUCUCUAAACUUUUAAACUGUGUAGUAAACUGUUGAAGCGGUUUAAUACGCGUUUAUUUAUUCAUUUAUUUUCCGAUAAAAUGUGACGUUAGUCGUUCUUUAGGGCGUCAUUUGGAGACAGCGCUACGGAUCGUAUGUCAAAUCAACACAGAAAGACUUCUGAAUGUUAGCCUUUUUGCGCAUAUGAUAGGCGCGUCUUAAACCGCAAAAAUUGUAUUUCUUUAAUCGUGUGAUAAAUAUUAUAAUAAAAUAAGUUUUAAUAGAAUAUUACAAAUUUGUUUGUUUGCGAGUAGCACAAAUUGCGGCAUUUAUCAUUACCACCGUUUUUAAUAUAUUUAAGAAUUUUAUCUAGUCUAUAAGUAAUUCUUGAUCAUUUUCUAUAGUCUAAACGAAUGUGCUUGCUUCCCCGUGUCAUACCAUCACCGUGCUGAAUAUUAACUUACCGAGUCUCUGCAAUAACUGAAGUGUAACCUCCAAAAUCCACUGACUUAACCCCGUCAUUAAAUACGAGAGAGUAUUUGCGUUUACCCGCAAUUUUACCCUGUAAAUGGCGAUACAAAAGAACUUAAUCGUUUAUAACUUCUGUCCAAUCCGAUCCGAUAGAGAAGAGUACGAUAAAUCCACAUCACAAAUGACGCGGUCUUUUACGUACGAGAGGUAGCGAGGCUGUGACUGACACGUUCAUAGCACGUUCGUAUGAGACGGUGAAGUGGACAGAGACAUCAUCGCGUUAUUAAAAAGCUUAUAAAGUGUUAUUGUCUAUAAGAAUCAGCUUGUUUUUGUAACAAGAAUGCGUUUCUCUCAAUUAUAUUGUUCUUUUGUAAAUCGAUAGUGUAUUUUUGCAAUGAAGCUAAUUUAUGCUUAUUAGAAAUAGAACUCAUAGUGGUAACGUGUGUUUGUCCCUCGAUGUUCGUAGUAUCUAAAACUGACAAUUUUGAGAUUUAUUUAAACAUUUCUCAACGUGAAAAUUGCUCUGUGGAUUAUUUUUUUAAUUAAACAGAUUGUAUUUUUGUCUCCUUCUGUCGAGGUGUUUAGACUGAGCAAAAUAACUGUAGAAAACGUUAUAACUUGGCUGUCUAAAAGAACUAAAUAUAUAAAUGAGACAUUAGCACGCAAUUUUUAAGUAAGGGUUUUUAGUAAGGAUAAAUUUCGGUCAUUUCUUAUAUAUAUCUUAAUACAGUAUAUGAACACAACAAUGAGUCCUAUUUCGCUACCACCUGAUACGUAUUAUGUGGGAAAUUGUAUUAACUGGUUUUAUUCUACAUUAUUAUAUUUUUGUGUAAAGAGUUGAUGUAUUCAUGAUACGAAAAAUAUUUAUUUUCUUGUUCAUUACCGACCAACAUUCAGGGUUUCAAAUUAAAAAUAUUUUCCGAUCAAAAUAGAGUAAUAGUUCAAAAUUAUGUGUAGAUAUAGCGAUCUCGAUAAAUCUUUAAGAAUCAUACGUUUACGUUAUGCAGACAUAAGUAUUGUAAUUCUUAUUGUUAUAUAUAUAUUAAUAAUAUUAAUAAUAUUUCAACUGGUAUUUCAGGUUUGUUAGUGAUCCUAAUUCUUAUGUACACCCAUAAUAUCUACAAUGAUUAAUCAAUCGAAUUGGAACUUUUUUAACUAAAGCACUCAACUGUCUCUCCAUUGUGAUGAAAAGACGUAACACGAAAACACAAUUUAAGAGAAAGAGACGAAAGUGCUUUACUUAGAAGAGCCGAUAUAAUUGAAAUAUUCUGUUGAAAAUAGAGAAUAUUUUGUUCUUAUUUUUAUAUCAGCUGAAUCAUAAGCAAUAUUUUUUGUAACCUUUGUCAUGUGAAAUGUUUGAAUUAACAGUGAGCUUAAAAUAUAGUCAUAUGUUUUUGAUUCAAUAAAUAAAUAAAACUUCAA